Molecule: messenger RNA, 2867 nt
Organism: Glossina fuscipes
Lineage: Eukaryota; Metazoa; Arthropoda; Insecta; Diptera; Glossinidae
Gene: BckdhA
Product: 2-oxoisovalerate dehydrogenase subunit alpha, mitochondrial
Exons: 6
Coding region: 99-1397 (432 amino acids)
Biological process (GO): branched-chain amino acid catabolic process
Molecular function (GO): oxidoreductase activity, acting on the aldehyde or oxo group of donors, disulfide as acceptor
Source: RefSeq, a predicted model, not a curated record
CAGAUGUGCUUGUAACGAAAAAUAACAAAACGUAAUAAGUCUUCCGAGUUUAAUUUGUUUUCAGGAUUACUCUCUUUUAAAAUUCUUUUCAAUUUGUCAUGCUUUCCGUCAGUCGUUCUGCCAAAUCUAUUCAAAACGUGCUUAAACGAUUUAAGAUAAAAUCAACUUUAGUACGCAACUGUAGGAUGGUCGCAUUUGCUGGCCACACUUCAGUUUUCCCUGGCGCCAAAGCUGCGUUUGUUUCGCAGCCCGUGUUUGUAAUGCCCAAGGAUAUUGAGUCUAUACCAAUUUAUCGUGUUCUAGAUCGGGAUGGAAAAAUCCAAGAUCUUACGCAAGAUCCCAAUUUAAGCAAAGAAACUGUUCAGAAAAUGUUUCGCGAUAUGAUUUUAUUAAAUACAAUGGAUAAGAUAUUGUAUGAGUCCCAGAGACAAGGCCGUAUUUCCUUCUAUAUGACGAAUUUUGGUGAAGAAGCUAGUCAUAUAGGUAGUGCAGCGGCGUUGGAAAUCCGUGAUGUUAUCUACGGUCAAUAUAGAGAAGCUGGAGUGUUGGUAUGGAGAGGUUUUUCUAUUGAGCAGUUUAUUGAUCAAUGUUAUGGCAAUGAAGCCGAUGUGGGCAAAGGCAAACAAAUGCCAGUACAUUAUGGCUCGAAGGAUUUGAAUUUUAUUACUAUUUCCAGUCCUUUAGCAACGCAAAUGCCUCAAGCGGUUGGCGCAGCUUAUGCUAUGAAGCGGCGCAAAAAUAAUGAUGCGUGCGUUGUUUGUUAUUUCGGGGAAGGUGCUGCUUCUGAGGGUGAUGCUCAUGCGGCUUUCAAUUUUGCAGCCACAUUGCAUUGUCCUGUAAUACUUUUCUGUCGCAAUAAUGGCUUUGCUAUUUCGACUCCGGCUCAUGAGCAAUAUAAAGGUGACGGUAUAGCUGGGAGAGGUCCCGGUUAUGGAAUAGCAACUAUACGCGUAGAUGGCACGGAUGUUUUUGCCGUUUACAAUGCCAUGAAGUUGUGUCGAGAAUAUGUUUUGAAAGAAAGUAAACCGGCAGUGUUGGAAGCAAUGGCUUACCGAGUCGGUCACCAUUCGACUUCUGACGAUUCGACAGCAUAUCGUUCAUCUGCCGAAAUUGAGGUGUGGAAUUCGGUCGAGCAUCCAAUUUCCAAAUUGAAAAAUUACAUGGUUAAAAGAAAUUGGUUCAACGAAGCAGAAGAAAAUGAAUUUGUUAAAGACAUACGUAAAAGAGUAUUAAAGCAAAUUUCAAUUUCGGAGAAAAAACUCAAACCUAACUGGAAAGAAUUAUUUACAGAUGUUUACAAUGACGUUCCAUUGCAUUUACAGGAACAAAUGAACGAGCUGAAGCGGAAUAUUGAAGAGAACAAAAGUUAUUAUCCCGUUAAGAAUUUUAAAGUCUAAAAAGCUCAUUUUUUCAAUUAUUUUUCACUACCGUGAAAGAUUCCUCUCGUUAAAUUAUUUAAAUAAUUGGUGACAAAGUGUUUUACGUAUUUAUUGUUUUGUAAUAUUAUUAGUAUGCGAAUACGAAUUUAUGCAUUGUAAUGAUUAUUGUAUAGCUAAAAUUAAUUCUGUAUCUUAAUUUUCUUUUCUCCUUAAAUUACGUAUAUUAUUGUUUGUUAUGUAGUCGAAUAUUCAACUCAAUAAGACUCACAGAAAGUGCAUUUAUUAGUAAAUUAAGACUUUAAAAUUGCAUAUAUAUAUAAAAUUUUUAUAAUGAACGGACUUGAUAUAUACAGUUUUCCUUGUUUUUUACAGUAAUGAAAUAUUUAUAAUUGUACACCCGAAAGUUCAGAAGUUUGUUAGACGUGUCGGUUAAAAAUGUAGUUUUUUUUUUUAUAUAUUUUUAUUUUGGAUAUCUGUAAGGCGCAGUAUAUACAAUUUUCGAACGCUAUAUUAAAUCGAGCCUUAAUUAACUUCCAAUGCAGAAUCAGUCAAUGUUCGCGUCUUCCUACUAUAAAUCACAGGAGAAAAUGGAACAGUGCUAAGGAGACAAAUGGUGAAUUAGGGUGAAGUGCUAAUAAGUGCUCAGUUAAAAAUUUGUUUGCCGAAUUCCAUUCUUCUUCCGGUCUUGACAGCAAGCUUUUCAAUUCAAUAUUUUAGCGAAAAGGUUGAAUAUAUAGCAAUCACCUGUUUACUGCCAUGUGGAGAAAGUAGGGGAAGUCGAAAGUUGAAAAAAAAGAAUUUAUGACUCGAACUAAGAAACAAUUUCACUACUGGGUGCCAAGACUUCGUAUUUGCUGACUCCUUAUGUAAUUAUUUGGUAAUUAGGAUGUAAAGGAUUUCUUUAAAACAAUUUUUUUUAUUUUGCCGUGAAAAAUUUUCCAAAUUCAAAUCUUUUCUUCUUGCUUUAAGCAAACUUAUAAGACGACAUGAGAUGUGGGACGCCAUGUAAUUAUAUUAUGUGGCAUCGAUUAAUGGAAAUUUAAGCAGCUUUACAUGACGAGGUUCGUAAAGCUGUGAUCAGCUGUGAGGAGCUGUUUACAAUUUAGGAAUUUCAAAGCCCAACAUACUUCAGACACCAUACUGAGCUACAUGACCACCUUACUAAAUUAUGCUCUUGCUGAGAUCGGGAAGCCACGGUGUCCUGCGAGAGAUCAGGAAACCAGGAGGAAAAAUUUAAGAAAGAUAGGAAAUUUAUGCUGAACAAAUAGUACAUAUGAGCUUCAAGAAAAUUGCCUCUAGAAUCCUUCGAAUAAUAAGUAUUGUUGAGAAUCAUAGACUUGUCUAAGUGAAAGUAAGUUAAGUAACAGUUGUGUGCUUUGCGCGGAAUAAAACAUGUGACCUUUUAAGACCAAAGAAAUGUUUAUCUCUGUUAACAAACAACUGCGUACUCAAUUUAUGUUUUAAUGUUAAAGCCGCAAUAAUAAGGCA